Messenger RNA from Hevea brasiliensis (rubber tree), 1628 nucleotides. RefSeq lists its product as uncharacterized. The record is from RefSeq and is a predicted model, not a curated record. NCBI's taxonomy places the organism in Eukaryota, Viridiplantae, Streptophyta, Magnoliopsida, Malpighiales, Euphorbiaceae. Bases 367 to 1284 code for a protein of 305 amino acids. The transcript has 7 exons.
AAAAAAAAAAGAUGGCUGUUGAGAGCUGAAGCUCAUUGGUCCCCUCCUGCUCACUGCGCACGUGGGACUUCUCGUUGAGACUUGAGACCCAAACCAUACGCCGGCCUGUGGGCCUGCUUACGGUGGAGAUUCCGUGGUCGAGACGUACUCCACGCAUCGGGCCGGGGACACGAGAAAAUGGAGACCAACGUAGAAAAACUGCCACACAAAAAGCGGGAAACUUCGAAUUAGGAGACUAUUGGCUCACGCGCCAGACCGGUGUUCCCUUUUUUUUUUUUAAUUCAUAUUAUUUAUUACUGGUAUAUCAACCAUAUGUAUCCCAAAAUACUAUCCUUUUUUAGGGUUCAAAAUUAGCAGCCAGCAGCCAUGGAAGAGGUCAGGGCCAGCGCUGCUUGGGUGGCUAGCUGUUCCUCUCACGUUGUCGUCGACUCUGCAGGGAUUGAGAGAGCGGUGGAGAAUAUUCAGGAAAUUCCGAGAAUAGAGUGGGAUUUUGAAGGGAUUCAUUACUUCGAUAACGGACCGCUAACUGUUCAGUAUUUGUUUGUUUUGGAUACGUUGAAUUUUUGCUUCUGGCCUGAUAAGGAUUUAAGCUAUGAUCAUUUGGCAUCAGGCCUAAAGGCAGCUUUGGAAAAUGACAAAUCUGUGUUUGAUGCUGAUCGUCUGCAGAAGUUCACAGGUCCUCAAUUACGUGAUUUGUUAAAAUGGCCCAGGCCACUUCCUUUGGAGGAUGAGCGGAUUCGUUUACUCCAUGAGGUUGGUUUUGAGCUGAAAAGAAGUUUUGGAGGUAAAGCAUCCAAUCUUGUGGAGACCUGUGGGAAAUCAGCUGCAAAGCUUGUUGCUACUGUAACCAGUCUCUUUCCUGGCUUUCGAGAUCACUCAGUAUACAAGGGCCACCAAGUAUUCUUGUAUAAAAGAGCUCAGAUAUUUGCAGCUGAUCUAUUUGGUGCAUUCAAGGGCCGAGGAUAUGGAGAAUUCACGGACAUUGGCUCAAUUACUAUAUUUGCGGACUAUAUUGUUCCUGCUGUGCUUCAGCAACUUGGUGUGCUAAAAUAUAGUUCAACCCUUGUCAGAAUGAUCGAGUCUGAUAAUGAAAUACUUUCAGGCAGUGAGGAGGAAGUUGAAUUACGAGCAUGCUCCAUAUAUGCUGUGGAGAAAAUGAGGGACUUGCUUCGUGUAAAAUCAGGAAAGCAGGUGCUGAGUAUUGAAUUGGACCUUUGGCUCUGGGCUUUUGGCGUGCGGUGCCCAUCUCUUCGACACCAUCGGACACUCUCAAUAUAUUAUUGAGUUGACAAUAUUCUGAAGUAGCCUUUUCUAAUGAAAAAAAUUUUGCCUUCACAGUUUAAAGGUAGUUUCGUCAGACAAAUAGGACGACUAAUGUAUGACAUCCUUUUGUUUUCAAUCUCUUGCUGAAUAGCCAGAGGUGUUUUUGGAUACUUGCUGUACUUUUAACCUACUCCACCUUUGAGUGAUAUAUUUGAAUGAGAAAAAAAAAAAAAAAGAAAGAUAAGAAUGUUUUCACUAUUGUAAAAUUCAUCGCCCAGGAGAGAACUGUCUUGAGUGGACAUUAAUCUCAUUGCUGUUUGUAUACAUGUGAAAUUUAUUGGUUCUGCAACUUUGACUGUGUUUCA